Molecule: messenger RNA, 2437 nt
Organism: Oncorhynchus gorbuscha (pink salmon)
Lineage: Eukaryota; Metazoa; Chordata; Actinopteri; Salmoniformes; Salmonidae
Product: prostaglandin E2 receptor EP2 subtype-like
Exons: 2
Coding region: 187-1275 (362 amino acids)
Biological process (GO): cellular response to prostaglandin E stimulus; adenylate cyclase-activating G protein-coupled receptor signaling pathway; inflammatory response
Cellular component (GO): plasma membrane
Molecular function (GO): prostaglandin E receptor activity
Source: RefSeq, a predicted model, not a curated record
UGACUAGGUUGUGCCGGAAAGAUUAACAUCAGUUUUUGUUGACACCAGAGGAGCCAGCAUGAGCCUCAUUUCAUAUGGCAGUGAAAGAGUUGGAUGCGGACUUAAUUCCUCUUUUGUUUGCACUGAUGUCAGCAAAAGGGAUAUUUAUCAGUUCAAGAUUAGGGGAGUAGGCUACGACCAGUUGUUAUGGAAUACAAUGAUAGUAUAACCUGCCAUGACAGAGUCACUGUCUCGUCGGGGAAUCCCUAUAUCUCCGCGGCAAUCUUCUCUGCGGAGGUACUAGGCAAUUUAAUCGCCUUGGUCCUUUUGGAGAUGCGGCGCCGGCGGCAAAUUCCAUCCUUGUUCCAGGUGCUGGUGACUGCACUGGUGACUACAGAUCUACUAGGUUCCUUAUCCAUCAGUCCUCUUGUACUAGCCUCUUAUACACAAAACAGGACCUUGGUAGAUAUGAGUAAAAACAGAGCAGUAUGCGCCUACUUUGGUUUCAGCAUGACUUUUUUCAGCCUCGCCACUUUGGCCAUUCUGUGCUCCAUGGCUUUGGAGCGCUACCUCUCCUUUGGACAGCCGUAUUUUUACGAGCGGCACUUGACAAAGCGCUGCGGAUAUAUCACCAUUCCACUCAUCUAUCUGGUCUGCAUCUUCUUCUGCUUAGCACCUUUUAUGGGCUUUGGAGACUACGUCCAAUAUUGCCCGGGGACUUGGUGCUUCUUUGACAUGAACCCAAACGUGACCCAACACAAAGUCUACGUCGGUGUGUAUGCGUCAUUGGCUCUUAUCAUGAUUUCGACGACACUAGUUAGUAACUUAUCUGUCGUCUACCAUUUGAUUAUAAUGUAUCGGAUGUGCAAAGCGCACCGUGGGGGAGUUACGCGACGGAUACGGUUCUACCAAAAAUCAUUCGCCAUGACUGAGGAAGUGGAGCAUCUUCUGCUACUGGUUUUCAUAACAGUGGCUUUCGUCAUCUGUUCGUUUCCUUUAGUGCUCCGUGUGUAUGUCAACUUUACAGGCAGGUCAAAGGAGAGCCAUGCCACCGAUCUCGCUGUGCUUCGCCUGCUGUCCUUCAACUCCAUCAUCAACCCUUGGGUCUUCAUCAUCCUCAGGCCAUCAGUGCUGCGCUUCCUCUGGAGAAAGCUGACACUGAGUAAGGCCCAGAGGCCUCCAGAGGCCCCCACAUUCCCCCAGGAAAAGUCUCUCCCAGUUGGGCGCAAACUCCCUCUGCCAAGCCCACUUAUCGAGCUCCAGAACGACGAUGUGGAGGGAGUGGACAAGACAUAGGGCACGUUGGAGCGGAUCACCUUCGUCAAGUCGUUGACCAUCAUUGGUCACCGUCUUUCAAAGUGUGUUGCAUUAUGGUUAUAAAAAUGGUCCGACUUGACAUGUCGACAGCAUGAACUUCACAAAAAUUACGUGGUCAAAUGUCAUGCAGUUCUUGAUGAAGUCGUCUUCAAGUCGCUGCAGUUGCUUCUCACCAACUGCACCAUGCAGCCAUUGCCUGCAUUGUGCGAGGCACUAUUGGUCAACCAAUCAUUCUUUUUUUUUAAAUGACCCACGUGCAUGUGGUCAAAUACAUGACUGAAACAGGAAUCAACUUUGAACGAUUCUAAAGUUACAGGGGAUACAAAUGAAAAGUGAUAUUUGAGAUCUCUCAAGAACCAAUGAAUUGUACACAAGUUAUGUUUCCAGUUUGUGAGUGUGUGAUAUGGGGGUACAGAAAAGUGUAUUUUGAUAUUUAUACAGACAAACGUUUAUAAACACUAGCAGCUACAUGUUUGUUGACACUGCCAUGUUGAUCUUAGUUUUGCUGUUGGAAACUACAGUGUCCGACUUUUGCUGUCGCAGAUACACCUCCCCCGACUUCACUCCACGACUUUAGUCUACAGUGGGUUGCUUUCGCCCCCUACCACUCAAACAAGCCCAUAGUGUCAGGCAUAUUGGACUAGGGGGCCAAUGACCCACUCUUGAAGGAUUGAAGAUAAUAACCCUCUGACAUCAGCAAGAGCCCAAGAGGUCACAGGAAGUGAUUUGUCAGACAUCCACUGACUGGUUGAAAGGACACCCGGACACUGAAGUGCAGUGUCUUCAAUAAUAUAGGGGACAUCCACUUACUGACUUCCAUGUCAGACACUAGUUUCCAACAGCAAAGCUCAGAUCAACAUCAAAGUGUCAACAUACAUGUAGCUGAGAUUGGAAUAGAUCUAGGAAGAGAUCAGACUUUGGGGUCAAAUCAAAUCAAAUUUUAUUGUUCACAUACACGUGUUUAGCAGAUGUAGUGAAAUGCUGGCUGUGGCGCUGAUAGGUUAUACCCAUACAAUAUGCAUUUGGAAUAGGACUUAGCAUUUUAAGAAUUCAUUAUGUGUCUAUUUAUAUCAUUGAUUUAUUAAAAAAGGUUUAUUAUCAGCACUUUAUAGGACUGAAAUUAAAAUUUGACCAAACUACU